AGUAGCCAAUCAUAGAGUCUGUUGUUUAAGAGUCAGUCAGUUUGAAAGCAAGCUUUUUCUAACUGACGGAAACAGAAAAGCGUGGUAUCCUGCAUAUAAUAUAAAACAGAUGUCCUCAGACGAAGAGGAACCGACCAGUCCUGUUCUGCCCAAGGACUCUGAUGCAGGCAGCUCUGUCUCCUCUGAGCUUCAGGAUGAGUAUGAGGAGCUCCUCCACUAUGCUGUGGUCACCCCCAAGCUUGACAGACUCACCAGUGCUCACUUGCAGCGGCUGGGCACCUCACAUCUGUCUGCAGAGGGUCGGCCUUCCCAGAGAAAAGAUAACACAAAAUCACAAUGCCCAGCAGAUACUGCCACUGAAGCUAAAGAUGGAAGGCAUUCUAACAGUAGUGUGAGAUCACAGGUCUCUCCCUUACUUGUUGAGCCCUCCACACGCUCAAGAGCCUCUCAUGCUGAGGAGAUGGCAGGUCGGUCAUCUAGCAGGGCGUCAGUGCUCUCAAACACUCCCUCAGACAGGUUACAGACAGUGUCUGAGAGGUCUAGGCCAAACAGCCCGCCCGCCUUCGAGUCCACUGUGACAGAGAUGUUUAUAUCAGAGGAGAACAUAAGCAAGAUGGAGAACAUUCUGGAUACGUGGAGCAACAACCUGAAGACAAAUGUGCUGACUGAGCUCAGGAAGUGGAAGCUGGCCUUUAUGGAGCAACACAAGCUGGAGAUGCGAAAAGAGAGGGAGAGGUAUGCAGUCCAGACAGCUGGCUUGAGAUCAGAGCUAGACAGCCUGAAGGGGCUGCUACACACCUACGAGACUUCCAACCAGAGAAAAGAUGAGGUGAUUGUGAACCUGAGCCAGGUGCUGGACAGACAAAAAGAAAAGCUUGAAAAAAUGAGGGCCUUCUCCCACUGGAGACUCCAGCACACUGCUGCCAAAGAAGAGGCUCAUGCUGCUCAGGUAGCGCAGCAGCACUACAAUUUGCAGCUGAAGAAGAAGGUGUGGUUUGGCUGGCAGUCUCUGAUCCAGAAACACUGGAAGGUCAAGGUGGAGCAGGCUUGCCGUGCAAGGGCUGAAGAGGUCUGCACCCGCCUGUCUACAGAGUAUGAGGCCAAGCUGGCAGAGCACUGUGAGGCUCUAGAAGGGGCCCAGGCAGAGAUCCAAAGACUGCGAAUUGAGCGAGAGCUCUAUGAAGAAUCUAUGAAGAAAGCCUUCAUGAGGGGCGUGUGUGCUCUCAACAUGGAGGCUCUCGGCAUGUUCCACACUACAGAGGGACGGCCGGAGCCCCAUCCAGUUCAUGAUCAGCAUGAUAAUCUGCCACCCCAGGAUGAGCCUGGCUCUGCUACAUUGGCUCAACUUCAGCCAUAUCCCAUCUCUUCCACACGGUUCAGCCCAGUCCACUUUGACCGCCCGGACCCUUCCCACAGCGAAGUAGAGGAUAUGGUGGACUCUGGUGCCCCAGUGUCCAGGGCAGAAAUGAUCCCUCCUACUACAGUGGUUCACAGCUCACUGCCACUUGGGGGCACUGCAAUUUCCCACAAACAGGUGAGCAGUCGUGUCGUCACAGCCAGUCAACAAAAACCCUCAAAGACUGUAACGGCUCGCAUCACUGCACGUACGGACGUUGGUAAAGCUGCCCGCAGCAACCUCCAGGUGAUGGGUGUGGCUCCACCCAUGACCUCUGUGAUAGUUGAACGCCAUCAUCCUGUUACACAGCUCACCAUCGGUCAGGCGAUGGCUUCUAAGUUUCCCCGCCCCUCCCAGCAGGGCCAAAGCUCCACUGGAGGCAGAAGCUCCUCCAGAACACACACCAGCACGUGCCAAGUACACUCCAUCAAAGUAGUUGACUGACCACAAAUACAUAUCUCAGACAGGAGUGACUUUGCACUUGCUUUCCGCUUUAUUCAUUAGAAUAAAUUAGAUUUUUUUUCAGUUUACUCUCGUGAUUGUAGAUAGUUUAUUAUGUGUCCUCAAUGAGGACAUUUUCUAAUGUGCACGAUUUCUUGAGCAAUAUUAUUUUUCUCAGGAAAGUACUACACAGACACAGGUGUUUAGAACUGCACACGUAAAUUUUUUUAAUUAUAACCAGCUGGACAGAGUUUAGAAUUGCAAAAUGGACAUUUAUUUCUAGAAAAAUGUUUUACUCUAAAUUAUGCACAGGUGAGACUGUACUGUAAUGACUGUAGUAUUUAUUUUAUUGAUGUUUUUUUUAAUGACACGGACUGUUCAACACCACAGGUUGUUUGCUUUAUUAAACCAAAGCCAUAAUGAUCUGACACACUUUUAUUUCUAAAAUAAAUAAUUUUACUGGUAACUUUCUGUAGAGAUCAGUAGUUGAAAAGGAUGUAAACAUGGAGUUUUUGUCAUAUCCAUAUGUUGCAGUGUUCAUCCUCAUGAAAUGCUGCAGCUCUUACUGCUGGAACUCUCUGCCUCCAUCCGAAUCUUAUCUGUAAGACAAAUUAACAUGUUCUGCAAUAAGAUUUUGGCACAUGUCCCCUGGCAGCACAGCUAUGUGUAUAGAUUCCUCAGUAUAUUUGUUUUGAUUUAAAAAAAUUUAAAAAAAUAAACUGAAUGCACCUGCA
Molecule: messenger RNA, 2571 nt
Organism: Perca fluviatilis (European perch)
Lineage: Eukaryota; Metazoa; Chordata; Actinopteri; Perciformes; Percidae
Gene: poc5
Product: POC5 centriolar protein homolog (Chlamydomonas)
Exons: 13
Coding region: 110-1840 (576 amino acids)
Cellular component (GO): centrosome
Source: RefSeq, a predicted model, not a curated record